Messenger RNA from Panonychus citri (citrus red mite), 2538 nucleotides. It is a transcript of the gene bsk, whose product is annotated as stress-activated protein kinase JNK-like. Gene Ontology annotation, molecular function: ATP binding; JUN kinase activity. The transcript has 3 exons. Lineage: Eukaryota; Metazoa; Arthropoda; Arachnida; Trombidiformes; Tetranychidae. The coding region runs from base 595 to 1821 and encodes 408 amino acids. The record is from RefSeq and is a predicted model, not a curated record. Gene Ontology annotation, biological process: JNK cascade; protein phosphorylation. Gene Ontology annotation, cellular component: cytoplasm; nucleus.
AGUUUACUCUUUUUUUCAGUUGUCUUUCUUUCCAUCCCUUUUUUCAGCUUCCCUUUAAUUGUGAUAAAAUAAACAAACGAUAAAUUAGUUAAUUUAUUUUCUUCUAAAUUGUUCAUCAUCCUAAGGUUAAUCUCCACUAAUCGUCUCCAUCAUCAUCUGACCACAAACAACAACAUUUGAUACAGAAAAACCUACAAGUGAACAAAAAGACUAUUGGAAAUUGAAAAUCUCUCUCUUUCUCUCUUUCUCUAUUUUCCUUUCUCUCUCUCUCAUCUUCCAACCUUCAACAUCUCUAUUAACAUCAUCAUCAUAAUCUUUUUCUUCUCUUUCUUUUUUCUUCAUCUUCAUCAUCAAUAUAAUUCUCCAUCAAAGUCAUCAAAGUCUCACUUUUUUAGUAACUAAGCUAACCUUUUUUGCAUCUUAUUCUCUCUCUCUUUCUCUCUCUCUCUCUUUGCUCUCUCUCUCUCUCUCUCUCUGCUCUAUCUUUCUCUGUCUCUCUCACUCUCUCGCUUUCCAAUCAUAUUGAGAAUUGUAAUUACAUAACGUAAACAAUAUUUGGUAAUAUUGUUUACCAAUGGAUUAACCAAGAGGAUAAUGUCAUCAUCAGCCAACACCGAUCGGGUCAACAACGUCCAGUUCAAGGGUCAAUCUAUGUUUUAUACAGUUGAAGUGGGUGAAACUAAAUUCACAAUAUUGAGACGGUAUCAAAAUCUCAAGCCAAUUGGUUCAGGAGCUCAAGGAAUCGUCUGUUCAGCAUAUGACACGGAAGGAGGACAAAAUGUGGCCAUCAAGAAACUAUCCCGACCCUUUCAGAAUACUACCCAUGCAAAGAGAGCAUAUCGAGAAUUUAAAUUGAUGAGAUUAGUUAAUCAUAAGAAUAUAAUAGGUUUAUUGAAUGCCUUUACACCACAAAGGAGUUUAGAGGAGUUUCAAGAUGUUUAUUUAGUUAUGGAAUUGAUGGAUGCGAAUUUGUGUCAGGUCAUCCAAAUGGAUCUCGAUCAUGAAAGAAUGUCUUAUCUACUUUAUCAGAUGCUUUGUGGAAUCAAACAUCUUCAUUCGGCUGGGAUAAUCCACAGGGACUUAAAGCCAUCCAACAUAGUCGUUAAAAGUGACUGUACCCUUAAAAUUUUGGACUUUGGUCUUGCCCGAACAGCGGGUACCAAUUUUGCCAUGACACCUUAUGUUGUUACCCGUUACUAUCGAGCGCCUGAAGUUAUCUUAGGAAUGGGUUAUACUGACAAUGUUGACCUUUGGUCUGUUGGCUGUAUCAUGGGUGAAAUGAUUCGUGGUACAGUUUUAUUUCCUGGUACCGAUCAUAUAGACCAAUGGAACAAAAUUAUUGAGCAACUUGGUACGCCUUCACCAGAAUUUAUGCAAAGAUUACAGCCAACCGUUCGUAGUUACGUUGAAAAUAGGCCAAGAUACGAUGGAUAUAAGUUUGAAAGACUAUUUCCUGAUAUGUUAUUUCCCACCGAUUCAACGGAACACACAAAAUUAACUGCUGCCGAGGCUCGUGAUCUACUUUCAAAAAUGUUGGUUGUUGACCAAGAGAGACGGAUUUCCGUUGAUGAAGCUCUUGCUCAUGAUUAUAUUAAAGUUUGGUGGGAUGCCAGUGAAGUGGAAGCACCAGCACCGGCACCUUAUGAUCACCAUAUUGAUGAAAGGGAACAUACUGUUGACCAAUGGAAGGAACUUAUAUACCAGGAAGUAUUAGAGUACGAAAGGGAACAAAAUGGUUUUAUCGUUUCUCCACCACCUCCACCGCCUCCACCACCACCCCAACAACAACAACAAGCAAACCAUAGUGGUCCAGAUACAUAGGAUUUUAUUUUAACGAAACUUGUCAACAUUAGUUGACAAGAGAAGGAGAUGAAAAACAAAACAAAGGAAAACAAAAAGGAAAAUGACAACAAUUUGUCCAAUUUAAUGAGUCGUUAUUUGGAUUAACACAAUCUAACAGCAAGCGAAGAUGCAGCUUACAACAAUUAGAGAAAAUUAACAAAAAAAAAAGGAAGAAAGAAAUUAAAUUUCUUCUUCUUCCAUUCGCAUUCCUACUCUACUACAACUAUUACUAUUAACUACUAACUAAUUACAAUUAAUACUACAACUUCUAAAAUUCAACAGCUAAUUGUCUUUACAUGAUUAUUAUGAAUAAUUGAAUCGUCAUCAACAUCACCCAAUCAUCAACAACCAUCGACAACAAUUAUUUACAAAGACACUCAUGCUUCUUAAAUGUCUUAAUUUCUGCAACUAAAACAUAAUUCACUUUCAUUUCAAUCACAACAGCACUCACACACUCACAAGCAACACUCGGAAUCUUUAAAUCAACAACAAUUGAUUUACUUUUACAAUCACAUUCAUCUAAUUUUUGUCUUCUUUUUUUCUCCUUCCCAUUUUGAUUCUAUUCUAAUUUUUUUUUCUUCAUUUGCUUCUUUUCCUCUUUCCCUGACCUCUCUCUCUUUUAUCUGUCCAUUUUAUUGUAAGUAAACAAUCAAUUUAAUUUCACAAUAAACUAAAUGUUAUUAGAAGUCAAAGUAA